CACCUCCGCCCCACCCCACCCCCUUUCUUCCUCCUCUCUCUCUCUCUCUCUCUCUCUCUCACAGAUCCAACCCACCUUCUCUCUCAUAUCAAUCCCCGUUCUCCCCAUCUCCUUCGCGUUUCCCUCUCCUCUCCUCUCCAGAUCUGUAUCGAAGGAGGAUAACUGAGCAGAGGAGGAGGAGAAGGGGGAGAGCAUCGUUUUUGUCGGCAUCAUGGGUCGGGAGGGCAGCGGCGGCGGCGGAGGGGCGGUGUCGGAGGGGGUUCUGAAGAAGGUGCUGCUGUCCUACGCCUAUGUCGCGAUCUGGAUCUUCCUCAGCUUCACGGUGAUCGUGUACAACAAAUACAUCUUGGAUCCCAAGAUGUAUGGCUGGCCCUUCCCCAUCAGCCUCACCAUGAUCCACAUGGCCUUCUGCUCCACCCUCGCCAUCGUCCUCGUCCGCGUGCUCCGCCUCGUCGACCCGCCCUCGUCGCCGCCCAUGACCCGCGCCCUCUACCUCUCCUCCGUCGUCCCCAUCGGCGCCCUCUACUCCCUCUCCCUCUGGUUCUCCAACUCCGCCUACAUCUACCUCUCCGUCUCCUUCAUCCAGAUGCUCAAGGCCCUCAUGCCCGUCGCCGUCUAUUCCAUCGGCAUCCUCUUCAAGAAGGAGUCUUUCCGCACCUCCUCCAUGCUCAACAUGCUCUCCAUCUCUUUUGGCGUCGCCAUCGCCGCCUACGGCGAGGCCCGCUUCAACGGCACUGGCGUCGGCCUUCAGCUCGGCGCCGUCGCCUUCGAGGCCACCCGCCUCGUCCUCAUCCAGAUCCUCCUCACCUCCAAGGGCAUCUCCCUCAACCCCAUCACCUCCCUCUACUACGUCGCCCCCUGCUGCCUCGCCUUCCUCCUCGUCCCCUGGUCCGUCGUCGAGCUCCCCAUCCUCCGCGCCCGCUCCGCCUCCUCCCUCCGCCCCGACCUACUCAUCUUCGGCACCAACUCCCUCUGUGCCUUCGCCCUCAACCUCGCCGUCUUCCUCCUCGUCGGCAAGACCUCCGCCCUCACCAUGAACGUCGCCGGCGUCGUCAAGGACUGGCUCCUCAUCGCCUUCUCCUGGUCCGUCAUCCGUGACACCGUCACCGCGAUCAACCUCUUCGGCUACGCCAUUGCCUUCCUCGGCGUCGCCUACUACAACCACGUCAAGUUACAGGCGCUCAAGGCCAAGGAGGCGCAGAAGAAGGCCGCCCAGGCCGACGACGAGGCAGGGAAGCUCCUCGAUCAAGUCGACGGCUCGGGAGUCGACCGCAAGGGUGACUCGCAGGCUUGAUCCAUCCGUCCACCCCUCUGCGUUCUGCCACGAUUGCAUCGUUGUCUUGGGGUUGGAUUCUGUUUUUGAGCACACGGUGCAUCAGAUCCGGAAAUGCUUAUGGUAGAUCACCUGGGUCAGAUCUGAGAAGAGGAAGCUGGAAGGAUUUUAGUGGCAGUUCUUGCUGUGGGUGGAGGACUGUGGAUGGAUCACACUAGGUUGGCUUGUUUGUUACUUGGAUCACUGUUAGCUGUCUAUCCUCUUGUCAAAGAGGGAUGAUUGUUGUUAUUUAUUUGUUGGAUCAUGUAGGAGCUUUCUUUUGCCUCCUCUCUAAUGAGAUUGAAAGUGCUAUUUAAUUUA
This is a messenger RNA of Musa acuminata AAA Group (dessert banana), 1633 nucleotides long. RefSeq names its product probable sugar phosphate/phosphate translocator At5g25400. The record is from RefSeq and is a predicted model, not a curated record. Bases 212 to 1294 code for a protein of 360 amino acids. Gene Ontology annotation, molecular function: antiporter activity. Gene Ontology annotation, cellular component: trans-Golgi network; Golgi apparatus; endosome. NCBI's taxonomy places the organism in Eukaryota, Viridiplantae, Streptophyta, Magnoliopsida, Zingiberales, Musaceae. The transcript has 2 exons.